UUCACUUUUAUAUCUGUAUUUUCGUCUGAAUUUAGCAAGAAACUCACUAGCUGUUUAUAGCUCGAUGGAAUCACGUACGAUUCAUCCCUUCCUUGAAGACAAGACUCUUCUCAUUACCGGUGCCACCGGUUUCCUCGCUAAGCUUCUUGUUGAGAAGAUACUUCGUGUUCAACCAAAUGUGAAAAAACUCUACCUUCUCAUUAGAGCUUCGGACAACAACUCCGCCAAAGAACGCUUCACUCAUGAGGUCGUGAGGUCUGAAUUAUUCAAUGUUAUAAAAGAAAAGAUGGGUACUGUAAACCUCUACUCUCUUGUUCAGGAGAAGGUCUUUGUAAUAUCAGGUGAUGUUUCAUACGAAAAUAUGGGAAUCACCAACUCCGAAUUAAGAGAGAAAAUGCACAAAGAAAUAGAUAUAAUAAUAAACUCAGCUGCAACGACCAACUUUUAUGAAAGAUACGAUACUGCAAUGAAUGUCAACGUAGUUGGUGCCAUGAAUGUCCUCACAUUCGCCAAGUGUUGUACAAAACUAAAAAUGCUUCUUCAUGUGUCUACCGCUUAUGUUUGUGGCAAAGCAACAGGAGUUUUAUCAGAAAAACCAUUUGUUAUGUGUGAGACAAUCAAUGAAAACUCUUAUUUGGAUAUGGAUGUGGAAAGAAGUGUGCUAGCAAACAAACUUAAGGAACUUGAAGCUCUAAAUGCAACGCCAAAAGAAGUUACAAAAGCCAUGAAAGAACUUGGCAUUCAAAGGGCAAAAUUACAUGGAUGGCAAAACACAUAUAGCUUCACAAAAGCAAUGGGAGAGAUGGUUUUGGGACAUUUGAAGGAGAAUCUACAACUCGUUAUCAUACGUCCAACAAUUAUAACUAGUACAUUCAAAGAGCCUUUUCCUGGAUGGAUUGAAGGAGUGAGAACAGUAGAUUCAUUUAUUGUUGCUUAUGGAAAAGGUGUUCUAAAAUUCUACUAUGGUGAUCCUAACUCAAAACUUGAUGUGAUUCCGGGUGACAUGGUGGUGAACUCAAUUCUUGCAGCGGCUAUAGUACAUGAAAAUCAGUAUUCUCAAGAAGUAGUUAUUUACCACAUCAGCUCUUCUUCGAGAGAUCCUCUAAAAAAUGCAGAUAUAAUGUAUUUCACGUUUCAAUACUUCACGAAAAAUCCAUGGGUUAACAAAGAUGGAAAACCCAUCAAAGUGAGGGCUCCUUUGCGUCCAUUUAGCAGCAAGGCUAGCUUUCACAAACAUGUGUCAACUCAUUAUUUGCCACUGUUAAAGAUGCUGAAGUUUGUGAAUCUAGUGUCAUGUCAUUUCUUUGACAAAACCUACAGGAAUAUGAAAAGGAAGAUAUAUACGGCUAUACGUUUAUCUGAAUUGUACGAACCCUACGUAUUUUUCUAUGGAAGCUUUGAUGAUGUUAAUACUGAAAAAUUAAGAUUGGCAAUGAAGAAAAUCAACAUGGAUGAAGUGCUCAAUUUUGAUCCACGUUGCAUCAAAUGGGAAGAUUACUUGAUGAAUACUCAUAUUCCUGGAGUUGUGAAGUACUUGUUCUAGGGAUCACAUUGAAGCUUAAGUUUUACAUUAAAUUUUAACCAAAUAACUGUAAAAGUGAAAAGAAAAGAAAAAACCAAUAAAUUCAAGUGUGCAACCCAUCUAAAUGGUUCAGGUUAGGUGGAUUGGACAAGAAAUAAAGUCAUUAAUGGAUUAAUUUAAUAUAUGGACAUACAAAGUUCCCAA
Capsicum annuum is the source of this 1726-nucleotide messenger RNA. RefSeq names its product fatty acyl-CoA reductase 3-like. The transcript has 10 exons. NCBI's taxonomy places the organism in Eukaryota, Viridiplantae, Streptophyta, Magnoliopsida, Solanales, Solanaceae. The record is from RefSeq and is a predicted model, not a curated record. Gene Ontology annotation, molecular function: alcohol-forming very long-chain fatty acyl-CoA reductase (NADP+) activity. Gene Ontology annotation, cellular component: intracellular membrane-bounded organelle. Bases 65 to 1543 code for a protein of 492 amino acids. Gene Ontology annotation, biological process: long-chain fatty-acyl-CoA metabolic process; suberin biosynthetic process.